Messenger RNA from Oncorhynchus gorbuscha (pink salmon), 3420 nucleotides. RefSeq names its product TBC1 domain family member 20-like. Bases 653 to 1861 code for a protein of 402 amino acids. The record is from RefSeq and is a predicted model, not a curated record. Gene Ontology annotation, molecular function: GTPase activator activity. NCBI's taxonomy places the organism in Eukaryota, Metazoa, Chordata, Actinopteri, Salmoniformes, Salmonidae. The transcript has 8 exons. Gene Ontology annotation, biological process: endoplasmic reticulum to Golgi vesicle-mediated transport; positive regulation of GTPase activity. Gene Ontology annotation, cellular component: endoplasmic reticulum membrane.
AGGAAGUCAAUGAGAGAAGUGAACUAUUAUUUAGUUUUAAAUGUUCUCUAAAUCUAAAGGCACAACUUAGAUUCGAGCCAAUGUUUUAAGUAAUCGAACAUGGUAUUACCCCAACCUUGUGAAAGUAACAAACUGACAUGUUUUCAUUUUCGUCAAAAACGGCUUGAUAUCGAAAGACUUCCGUUGAUUUGACGGCCUGCACAUGCGGAGUUUGGCGCUAGACGACCGUUAGUCCCGAUUACAAGUUUAUACGCAUGAGCCUUGCUAUACAACGUCGCCAUGACAUCGCCUACAAGUGUGAUCGGGGAAUUCUAUUGGAUAAGCAGUUUUAGCCUAUCUUCAUACUGUACAGUCUUUGAUCAAAUUAAUUGUCCGGCAAAAGCCUAACGUAGCUAGCUGCCUAGCUAAAUUGUAUCUCUCUAAAUUAUUACGUUGUUAAUUAUGUGAGUAAUCAAAUGUUUGCAAUUGGCUAUACUUUGCAAUAAAAUAACCAAUAGCUGAAUGACGUAGAUAACUGAUCUAUUUAGCUAGCUAGGCUAGCUUGGUAUUGGUAACAUUUGUCAUGUACAGCUAAUCAGGUUGUUGGAGAAAGAAAAUUAUAUCUAUCCAAUAGUAUAAUCUACGAUGACGAGAAGAUUGUAGUGUGGAAACCAUGAAAAGAUCUAGAAGUGUUGGUGCGUCUUCACCUUUGAAUGGGAUUGGAAAACAAGAUGGGGACCCCCGGAGGAAGAGGAAGUUGGCGGAGAUCUCUCAGGCCCUGAACGUGACGCCAGUUGAUGUGGCAGUGCUGAGGAGGAUGGCCAUCAGCGAGGGGGGGCUGCUCACUGAUGAGAUCCGCUGUAAAGUGUGGCCACGGCUGCUCAACGUGCCCACCGACAUCCUGCCUGAGAAAUCAGAGGAAGUAGAGCGGGAGAAUAAUAAGGACUAUAACCAGGUGCUGUUGGAUGUCCAGCGUUCCCUGCGAAGAUUCCCUCCUGGCAUGCCAGACGAGCAGCGUGAGGGCCUCCAGGAGGAGCUGAUUGACAUCAUCCUGCGGGUGCUCGGAAGGAACACUCAGCUGCACUACUACCAGGGCUACCAUGACAUCGUGGUCACCUUCCUGCUGGUGCUGGGCGAGCGGCUUGCUACCGCUCUGGUGGAGAAACUCUCCACGCACCACCUCAGGGACUUUAUGGAUCCCACCAUGGACAACACUAAACACAUCCUUAACUAUCUGAUGCCAAUCAUCGAGAGGGUCAAUCCAGAGGUGCAUGACUUCAUGCAGCAGGCGGAGGUGGGCACCAUCUUUGCCCUUAGCUGGCUCAUCACCUGGUUUGGCCAUGUCCUGUCAGAUUUCCGACACGUUGUGCGGUUGUAUGACUUCUUCCUGGCCUGCCAUCCCCUGAUGCCAAUCUACUUUGCUGCUGUGAUUGUGCAAUACCGGGAGGAUGAGGUGUUGGACUGUGAGUGUGACAUGGCGUCGGUACACCAUCUCCUGUCCCAGAUCCCCCAGGACCUGCCCUACGAAACGCUCAUCAGCCGCGCAGGAGACCUUUUUGUCCAGUUCCCCCCCUCCGAGCUGGCCAGGGAGGCUGCCCAGCAGUACAGUCAACAGAUGGCAGCCUCCACCUUUAAAGACUUUGAUCUGACCCCGGAGCAGCAGCGGCCGGACACGGUGCUGCGGAGGCGGCGGAGAGAGAGGCAGGCACUGAAGGGAGCUGCUGCAGGUGUUAUGGUGGCGACCGCCCAACCCAGCACGGCUCGGCGCUUCGUCCGACUGGCCGUCAUGGGGCUCACUGUGGCGCUGGGGGCAGCCGCCCUAACCCUGGUCAACACGGCCCUAGAGUGGGCGCCCAAACUGGACCUACACCUCUUCCCCUGAGAGAGAGUGAAGGGGACUUGUAGGCGAGUGAAGGGGACUUGUAGGCGAGUGAAGGGGACUUGUAGGCGAGUGAAGGGGACUUGUAGGCGAGUGAAGGGGCCUUGUAGGCGAGUGAAGGGGCCUUGUAGGCGAGUGAAGGGGCCUUGUAGGCGAGUGAAGGGGCCUUGUAGGCGAGUGAAGGGGCCUUGUAGGCAAGUGAAGGGGCCUUGUAGGCGAGUGAAGGGGCCUUGUAGGCGAGUGAAGGGGCCUUGUAGGCGAGUGAAGGGGCCUUGUAGGCGAGUGAAGGGGGCUGACGGCCAUUACAGCAGAAGACAUCCACGGGAAGGAGAGAGAAUAGAGAUCUUUGUAAAGAGAAUAUGAAGUUAUUUUCCACAUUUAAUAUGAAGGACGUGAAUGGAACAGAGACUUGACUGUCAACGUUGUAUUUAAUUUAUAUUUGUUAAUAAAACCAAAUGGUGAUAAAUGUUGUGCUGAGCGAUAUUAAACUAUUAGGGGUGAUGGCAAGUGACAACUUAUAGCAAAGACUUAGGUUUCCUAGGUUGAAGAGUUGUCACUGGGGUCGAAACUGUUGCCAAUGAAGAGCAUGUGUGAGAGUGUGGAUGUGUCUGAAAUGGCCCCCUAUCUAGUGCACUGCAUAGGGUUUCAUUUAGACGGUCUGUGCUGUCAGGUUCAGGGGUGAGUUAAAUGUCCCUCUGAACCUCACAUGGGCCAUAUUGGCACAAGGACAGAGAUCCCUCUAGCCCACCACUGGUAUGGUCCCCCCCCCCGCAGAUCAUCAAGUUGAAUCCUCUGCCUUCAGCACAUCAUGUCCCUCUUCCUUUCCUUUCAUUCUGUACCGAGACCAAAUACACACGUCUUAGUCCCAUCUUUGUAUGUUUAGCACUUAAUUUUCUAAAGCAUUAUUAUUUUUAAGUAAGUUAUAGGAAAUCUAAUUUUUGUACAAGCACACCCAUAUUUAACAUUUAUAUCAAAUUAAAUUAACAGAAUCCACUUGGGUCUUCUGACCUUAUGGAUGACAAUUUGCAAUAGCUCUUUUCCACAGCAUGCCUGAAUUAGGUUAGGUUUGGAAUAGGUUAGCUUUGUGAUCUGCGACAAAGCACCGAUAGCACUCCCAGACAAUCCCAUGAGCCUUGGCUUGAUCCCAUGCUUUUAUUGCACAAUAAUGAAGUCCUAUUACAUUGUUUGCACACCCUAUCCUCACAUUUCAACCAAACUCACCAAAUGGCCUGGUUGUAGAAAUGACAAGUUUUUUUGCACAUUUAAUUUUAAGAAAUGUCACUUGAGCUUAAAGACUACAGUUGACACAAUUUGAAUGUGUCGCAUUGGACCUACUGAAAUUGGUUCAACAGAGAUGCAUGAGUAGAAUCGACUCGAUUGUGACACGCAGAUACUCAGCGGUGCCUAUUGACUCCAUCAGUGUUAGCCAUGGAUGGUUUUCAUUGCACUGAAAUAGCCUCAUUCUGUAUCAUUGCAAUGGUUUUUAUCUGCCUUUUAUGUUGAAUUGUUAUAUUUGUCAUGAGAACAAUAAAGAAUAAAAAACAAGAUCAAUGCAAACUGCA